UCAGCCACCAAUCUUCGUGUCAAGCUGACUUUAAUUUGCUGAUCUUCUUCUAACUAGUGAGAAAACCAAGCUCCGACUCCUUUCCAACGUUCCUUCAAUGGCGUCCCAAUCGGAACAUAAAGCCACCGUAAUCGACGGCAAGCUCAUCGCUCAAACAAUCCGAUCAGAAAUCGCCGAGGAAGUCCGUCAACUCUCAGAGAAAUACGGCAAGGUUCCUGGGUUAGCUGUAGUAAUUGUGGGCAAUAGAAAGGAUUCUCAAAGCUAUGUGGGUAUGAAAAGAAAAGCGUGUGCUGAAGUUGGGAUUCAGUCCUUUGACAUGGACCUCCCUGAGCAAAUAUCUGAAGCUGAACUCGUUUCCAAGGUUCAUGAGUUGAACGCAAAUCCUGAUGUGCAUGGAAUAUUGGUUCAGCUGCCACUGCCAAAGCAUAUAAACGAAGAGAAAGUUUUAAGUGAAAUUAGUCUUGCAAAGGAUGUAGAUGGCUUUCAUCCUCUGAACAUCGGCAAACUUGCAAUGAAAGACAGAGAGCCGCUUUUCCAACCCUGCACCCCCAAGGGUUGUCUUGAACUUCUACAUCGAAGUGGUGUAAGUAUAAAGGGAAAAAGGGCAGUAGUUGUAGGUCGCAGUAACAUAGUUGGAUUACCAGUUUCCUUGCUUCUUCUGAAAGCAGAUGCCACUGUUACUGUGGUCCAUUCACGUUCUAAUGAUCAAGAAAGCAUCAUUCGUGAAGCUGACAUCAUUAUUGCAGCAGCAGGGCAACCAAUGAUGAUAAAAGGAAGUUGGAUUAAACCUGGUGCUGCAGUUAUUGAUGUUGGGACAAAUGCUGUCGAUGAUCCAAGUAGAAAGACAGGUUAUAGGUUAGUGGGAGAUGUGGAUUUCAAGGAAGCAUGUAAGAUAGCUGGAUGUAUUACUCCAGUUCCUGGGGGCGUGGGUCCAAUGACUGUUGCAAUGCUGCUCAAGAACACUCUGGAAGGUGCAAAGCGGGUUAUUGUGCAGUAGUGCUUCAAUUUUGUUCAAUUAUAGUUGAUGAUUUCGCUCUAUCCUAACUCAAGUCUCAUAGGAAAACAAUGUUUCCGUAAGUUCAGUGGCUAAUAAAUCAUAGCUUUUGUUCUGUAUUGUACUAUGUGAGCUUCAGAAUUUUCAAUCUUUGCAAAUUUUUGCAAGAGUAUCAAACUGAACAACUUUUAUUGUGAUUGGGAUGAAAAAUAAAUUAAGAAGCUAGCUUUAUCUGCUAGUGUGAUCUUUGUUAUCAGUAA
Messenger RNA from Populus nigra (black poplar), 1254 nucleotides. Its product is annotated as bifunctional protein FolD 2. Gene Ontology annotation, biological process: tetrahydrofolate interconversion. Gene Ontology annotation, cellular component: cytosol. The coding region runs from base 98 to 997 and encodes 299 amino acids. The record is from RefSeq and is a predicted model, not a curated record. Lineage: Eukaryota; Viridiplantae; Streptophyta; Magnoliopsida; Malpighiales; Salicaceae. The transcript is spliced from 5 exons. Gene Ontology annotation, molecular function: methenyltetrahydrofolate cyclohydrolase activity; methylenetetrahydrofolate dehydrogenase (NADP+) activity.